Molecule: messenger RNA, 4568 nt
Organism: Drosophila gunungcola (fruit fly)
Lineage: Eukaryota; Metazoa; Arthropoda; Insecta; Diptera; Drosophilidae
Product: zinc finger protein 91
Exons: 5
Coding region: 148-4473 (1441 amino acids)
Cellular component (GO): nucleus
Molecular function (GO): zinc ion binding
Source: RefSeq, a predicted model, not a curated record
UCCUGUUGUAAACAGCUGGGCGCACAAAACGGUCACACCACAAAAAAGGGCUCUUGUUGCAUUUUCCUCGAUCUCCUGAAGUUUUUCAUUGCAUUAGCCAGUUUUUCAUGAAUUUCCACUAAAAACAAUGAGUCAAUAGUGGGCAAAAUGCUGCCAACCGAUAUUUGCCGUACUUGUGCCCUGCAAAACAGCAAUUUACUGCCCUUAUCCACUUGCCUGGCCAGAGACGCCACCAAAAGUCUCUACGCUGUGCUCCAGGAACUCACGCAAAUUGAUCCCCAGCGAGAGAGCGCGGAUGACAAUCUACCGCAGCAUCUGUGCACAGAUUGCUGGACAAGAUUAGAGGACGCCUACGCCUUUGUGGAGCAGGCCAGAGAAGUCAAUGGAGAACUCACAGCUCGCUUGAGGGAAUGCCUGGAUGAGAUGCCCAUUGAUAUUCCCCAAGAGCAGAGCAUAAAAACCGAAGUGGACCUUGACGAUGGGGGCAACAAGUCCGAGGUGGAUGUGGACGCUACUGGGAUGGAGACUUUGGAGCUUAAAUGGCGGCCGGAAAGUGCCAGCGAUGAGGACUUUGCUGAUGCAGCAGAAAGCGAUGAGGACAAAGGUGAUCAGAAGCCCUAUCAUCUGCGACGAAGCUAUCGAAAAGUUAAGCUGCCAGUGGAAAGCGAGAAUGAGGAUGUUAAGCCAACUGAACCAUCGCCAAUCAAACGCCGUCGAGGACGUCCGCCUGGUUCUGCCAAAAGCCAGUCGAAGACCACUGAUGGUCGCCACGCCUGCGAGGUGUGCGGUAAGACCUUUUCGUGGUACCGUGACAUGCAGCGCCAUGCCAGGAUGCACUUUGAGCAGGCCUCCUUCGUCUGCGACACCUGUGGCAAGGGAUUCCUGCGCAAGGACAAGUACACGUUCCACCUGCGCUGCCACAAGAAACGAGAGGCAAAAUGGAAGGCUCUUCAGCUGGGAAACGAGUGGCGCUUUGCCGAGCGCCUCUACAGCUCCGGCAGCCUGAAACGAGUCGAAUGCAAGCUAUGCGGGCUGAAGUGCACGCACAUAGAAGAGCUCAGAAGUCACCUAAAAAGCCACGUGGACUUGGAGACUUUAGUCAGUUUAAGAAAGGAUAGUGAUGUGGUCAGGGAACAUUUCCCCGGGUUGCCCUGUGACUUGGAUAUUAUCAAGCAGCAGAUCAGCGCUGACAUUGCCGAAGGGCAAACGGAGAAGUUUGCCUGCGUUGUUAAUUUCCACGGCUAUGAGCUGGGACUCAGCGAUUCGGAUGAUGAGAGUGCCAGCCUGGAUUCUAUAUACAAUUGCUCUGUGUGCAAUCUCCCGUUCAACCGCAAACACCGCCUGGUGAAGCACACUUUGGAGGAGCAUUCACAGACCUCCACAGCGCUUCCCUGGCAGCGCUGCAGCUUCUGUAAAAUUGGUUUUCUCUGCUCAACACUCUACAAUCAGCAUUUGAGCAGCCAUUGCCACAGCAAAAUAAAACGAUAUCGUUGCCGCAAGUGUCCUGGCAAGUUUAUGUGGCCGGAAAACCUACAGAGACACGCCUGCUCCCAUCGCCGUGAAGGAACUAUGCCCAGGCACAUAUCCUGCUCCCUGUGUGAUUCUCCGCUGGCCAGUUUGGCGCGACUUCGUAUUCACUUAACCACACACCAACUUGAUUUGAAUGGCAUCAGCCCGGAGUACAAUUCCUCCUUCUUUCGCUCAUUUUACCCUAAUGGAUUAGACUGCUCUGCCGCUGAUUUGGCUGCCCGCAUAGCUGAAGAUUUCGAAGUGCAGGAUUUCGAUCGCUAUUACAAUGCCUGCACGGAAAGUGGACAGGAGCUGGAUCUCUUUGAUUCUGAAUCGGAAGAGAGUGAUGAGACUAGCAAACUUUCUCAUACCUGUCUGCUGUGUGGAGAAACUUCGAGUACCCUGACGAUCCUAAUGCAGCAUCAAAAGAAAGUUCAUUCUAGUGGGUCCAUUGCUCUGCCCUGCACCUGCGAAAAGUGUGGUUCUGGUUUCGUAAGCAAAGCCCUGCUUCAACAACACCGCAGGCGCAGCUGCGGCCAGAAACACUCCCGGUUCUACUGCCAGGCUUGCAAUCUUCGAUUCGUUUGGCAAGCCAACUAUGAGCAGCACCUGAGGACACACCAUGACACCGUAAAGAAAUAUGAUGAAGAGACAAUGGCUGCUAAACAGGUUUAUUGCGCCACCAAGCUGCAGUGCGACGAAUGUGAUAAGGUAUUUAUCUGGCACAAAGACCUCACGCGUCACAAGCGAUUGCAUCAACCCCAAUCGGCAGCCCAGUUCGACUGUCCCCAUUGUCAUCGCAAGUUCCACCGUAAGGAUGGUCUCAAGUCCCACCUAAAAGUGCAUCCGGGAGCACCGGAGAAUCUCAAGGAAGAGCCUGCCACGGCCCACGUUGCGCCAGGCCAAGGAAUGGCUCUGUCGCGGCUCAGUCGUCCUCAUGGUUGCAAGCUGAUUCAGUGCAUGAUCUGCCUCUCGCGCCACUCGAAGAUUAGUGAUCUUCGGACCCACCUAAAAUCGCAUCAAUACGGAUUAAGCUUGUCCGCUGAGAGAGAUACUGCCAGUGCAUCAAGAUCUUUUUACCCGGAACUAGAGAUUGUCUUAGAACGAGAAAAGUUGGCCGGGAAAAUUAUGGCCGAUGUGGAAAGGGACCUAGAGUUGGAUCGUUUUGUUUCCAUAACCAACGAGGCUGGCCUCGAACUGAAUCUCGACAGCAGUGAAACUGAUUCCGAAUCCGAGCAGGAGCAGGAUAUAUCAGAAAAAUGCUAUGCCUGCAAUCUCUGUUCGACGGUUGUAAGAAGAAAAUAUCAGUUGUUUGCGCACCAACUGGAGCAGCACGAGAUGGAGGAGACAUGCCUCGUUUGCUCCCAUUGCCAGGUUAGGUUCGUCAACGAAUCCCUGCUGGAUCAUCACUCCCGGACACUGUGCUACAAUCCCCAGAAGGUUUUCCAGUGCCGCAAGUGUCCGCUUCGCUUUCGGUGGCGGGAGAACCUAAAGCUUCACACGAGUUUGUGCCAUCAGCAAGGCGAAAUCCCAAUACCCGACGAAUCCUCUCAAGCAGUUGGUGCGGACCUACAGUGCGGGGAGUGCCAUCGCAGCUUCAAAAUGCAAAAGGAUCUCACGCGACACACACUGAUGCACGCCCAGGAGUCGAACAUCUUCAGGUGUCGUUGGUGUGCUCGUCGCUUCUAUCGCUGGGCCAAUCUUCUGCAGCACAUUGCGCGCCAUGGCAUAAGUGUUGACCAACUGCCCUAUGCGGAAGCAAUUUUAGACUCAUAUGGCAAUCCUGGAGGUCACAAAAAGGUAGAGUGCCGCGUGUGCAGCUUGAGCUUUCCCACAAUCGCUGCCUUGCGUCUGCACCUCGAAACAAUGCCCGCUGGAAGUCACCACGAGCUGUCCUCACUCCAAAACUACUCGAUUACCAACCAGAUGGGCUUCGAGAUGGAGCUGGAUGACUCGGAGACUGAUGAAGAAGACGGCAGGACACAUUCGAAACCACCUGGCGUCCCUGACUUUUACACCUGUGGCAUGUGUCAACUGCGAUGUUCGCGCAAAUUCGAGCUGCAUCAACACCAGCAGGCCAUGCACCGAAUGGAGAAGAUUCCUGACGGCUGUGAUAGGUGCCUCUUCAAGAGCGUCUGCCCGGAAAUAAUUGUGCAUCAUAGGAAGACACAGUGCGAGAACCGGGAAAAGCAGUUCACCUGCACUCGCUGUGGUUACAAGUUCAUGUGGGAGUCCAACCUGCUGCAGCACAUGCAGUUGCAGCACGAAAAGCAAGAGGAUCAGGAGCUGGAUGAGUCCAAGGAGGCGUCUGGUGACGAGCCAAAGGCCGAAGUGGGUCAGGUGUUUCAGUGUGGUCUUUGUCCAAGAAAGUACAACCGCAAGGAUCGACUCACGGCCCACUCGAAGAAGUUCCAUGGGCCCGAUGGCAAGGGGUCCAAUCCAGUGAAGGUCUCCAAUAGAGCCACAUCUCCCAAGGAACCAAAGCGCUUCCUGUGUGCCUUCUGCGGCAAGGCGGUCAGUUCCUCCUCCAACCUGAUUAUCCACAUGCGUCGCCAUACCGGCGAGAAGCCCUUCAAGUGCGAGUACUGCACCAUGGCCUUUCCCCGAUCCUCCGAUCUUCAGUGCCACCGCAGGACGCACACCGGCGAACGACCCCACGUGUGCACCGUGUGCCAGAAGGGAUUCGCCCGAUCCUACAAAUUGCAGCAGCAUAUGCGCAUCCACAGCGGCGAGCGGCCGUACAAGUGCACGUACUGCGAAAAGAGCUUCACGCAGUCCAACGAUCUGACCCUCCACAUCAGGCGGCACACUGGCGAGCGGCCCUACCAGUGCGGCGUCUGUGGCGAGCGAUUCAUUCAGGGAACGGCCCUCAAGAACCAUCGAAUGCAGCAAAAUCACUACGAGGAGGGGCAGGAAUCAGGGGAGACCCCGAGACGCACGGUUCUGGAACAGUUUACUAUAUAGGAAUGAGGAAGAUCCGUGAUUAAUAUAGUUUUAUUUAGGGAUGCCUAGGAGCUUCUGCUUGGUUAGAUUUAAAAUAUUAAAAGGCUUUUGGACUA